Messenger RNA from Drosophila obscura, 2781 nucleotides. RefSeq lists its product as uncharacterized. The coding region runs from base 35 to 976 and encodes 313 amino acids. Lineage: Eukaryota; Metazoa; Arthropoda; Insecta; Diptera; Drosophilidae. The transcript has 5 exons. Gene Ontology annotation, molecular function: protein binding. The record is from RefSeq and is a predicted model, not a curated record.
CUCUGGUGGAACGUGUUCAUAUCUCUACAUCAAAAUGCUUGCAAAAUUACCUAUGGAGAUAAUCGAUAAAGUAUUUGGAUACCUGGAAGAGACAGACCAACUGAAAUUGGCCCAAGUCAACCAACAACUUGGAUUCGCAUUUGCUUAUCACGCUCGGGGUACAUAUGAGCGACUUCACUGCUCUCAUACUUAUACGACUUAUACAGCUGAAAGCAAUUUAAAAGUUAUUCUGGAAUUGUGCGGCUCCACUGUUGUCGACUUGGAAAUAGGAUUUAACUUCGACGGAUAUGCUUAUGCAAUGAAUGUAAUUUUCAAGCUAAUAGCGAAGCACUGUGUUAACCUGCAAUCGGCCAAAGUUGAUAUUAAGAAUGUAAAUUUCAAUGCAUGUAAAUAUUUGCUGCCCAUGAAGGGACUCAAAACUAUUGAGUUAAAUUUCUACAUUACGAGUCCAGAAUCGGAUCUCCUUCAGUACAUAAAUCCAGACUGUAAAGUAUUGACUGUAAAUUUAAUUUCAAACUAUCAGACUCAGAAUAUACGAAAAUUAAUUAACUUGGAAAAAUUAACAGUUCGUCGGUCCAAAAGGGACUUGCGAGAUAUUUCCCAAAUUCUAUCUAAUUUGAAAAAACUUCGCGUCCUUAGUCUUCAGAAUUGUACAUAUGACCCAGAAAUUCAAGAACAAGAAAUUGUAUACCCAGAGUUGGUAAAAUUAGAACUUUAUAAUUGCAAUAUUAGCACAGACUUGCCAAAGUGUCCCAAGCUCAAAAGUUUGAGUUUGAAAAAUAAUUCGUAUAAUGGACUUGGUAAUAUUUGUGACACCAUUGCAAGUUUCGCAAGCACAGUGGAGCAUCUGAUCAUUAUCACAUAUGACUAUGAUAGCAAUAAGUUUACUGCAGAACAAUUCAUAAAAACACUCGGAGAAUGUAAAAAAUUGAAGUGGAUCGAUUCGAAUCUCUGCAGUCGUUUAUUGACUUAUUGAAGGAAACGGGUUUCAACAACGAGAGACGUGUUUUAUUGAAAAUUAGUGUAUGCCAUGGUCUCAAAAAUGCUUGCGAAUGGAAUAAUCAAAUCGAAAACUCAGAAAUGUGGAACCUAAUUCAUUUUAAGUGACUAGAGCGUUAAAAAAAAUUGUAACAUUUGUAAAUGUAAAUUGUAACAAUUUAUUAACAUUGAUAAUAUUUUUUGUGACCAACAACCAAAUAAUCCCAGCAUACCCCAAAUAUACCCACCAAAGUUCACGUGGAUAGCAAAAAAAUUAAAUUGAAAUACAAAAGGAAGCGAAAUCCGAGGAAGUUGUACAAAUAAAAUUUUAUGAUUUUCCUGCAAGAGCACGACACUGGAAGGAAAUUAAUCCCAAAGACAAUGGGGACGCAACAAACAAACUCAGCAUCGGCUUAACAUAUUUCACAUUGAACGAAGACGUUGGGUGAGUGGGAUUGGGGCUGGCGACACGCCCAUCGGUUCUAACCAGAGCGGAAGGAAGUGCCAGGAAAAUAAUAGUAAAAACCAAUUGCCAAUCGCUUUUGCGUUGUUGGAAAAUUCAUUUUCACUUGUCCAAGGGCUGAACUGACAUCCCAACCCCAAUGAGAAAAUCAAAGUCAAUCACCGCACACAGAAUUUGGUCAGAACGGAAAUGUGUCGGCAUAGAUUGGUGGGAGGGUCCUGUGGGGUUCGUUCGUCAACAAAUUAGGAAUCGACAAGUUAUGUGUUGUCCUAGGAGAGGACUUCGACUGGACUCUAGGUUUAUUGCGCCGUCAUAGGGCUUUAAGAUGGGAUUUUAAGGAAAUAAUACUAAGGAUGAAAUGUAUUUAUAUCUUCUGCUUCAGCAGCUCUUCCAUUGGUGAUACUGAAAUCAAUUAUUAAUUAAUUUGAUAAUUAUAAAAUCACCAAACAGCAGACAAAACCGCAGCGAGAGCAAAUCAGGCAAACAUAAUGGAAAGCCAAUUGAAAAGCAAGCAUGAAAAAUGGGAAAACAAAACGGGGGGAGAAACAAAACUGAAACCGUAACGAAAUCGGAUUGGGAUGAUGCUUCAUUAACAUAAAACCGCAGGGGCUGGGGCAGUAGCAGAGAGCACGAGAUCAAUUAAAGGCCUCACAGCUUACCGCGUUGUUGCAGAUAACUAAUGGAUCACAGUGGCCCGACAGUUAUCAGAAUGUUAAUGAUUUCCAAUCACAACCACACAACGAUCCGAUUCGAUUGUUAUUUUUCGUCAUGCCACACAAACACACAGGGAGCGGGGAAGGGGGCUACGGCAACCCUUUGACAGGGGUCUCUCCAUCUCUCUCUCCUGUCUCUGGUCUCGCCCGGUGUCACAUGUCAAUUUGUGUGGCAAAAGGAACAGCUCCUCAGGGGUAGCGAGAAGUAGACAGCUUUCUUGACAGACAGCACCCCAAAGACGACGAAGUGCAACGCCCAGUGCGUUAGACCCAACUCCAGCCCCAGCCCCGACCGCGACACCGAACCAUUAAUAUUAAUAGUCCGUCCCAGAACGGAGUGCGUGCUGUACGUGACUUUUUCCCCUGGUGCCCGGUCCGUUCGCCUUCCGAGGCGAAUCUUUUGGCAAAACUCCUUUUUCUUAUCGGUUUGAUUUGUAGACAUUUUAUUACUUUAUUGAUGCGCUCUUAUCAAAAGCGCAGCGUUUUCGUUUGAUGGAUUGUUUUCAACUCUUUUGAGGCCUCUCUACCUUGAGCCCGUUCACAUUCACAUUCUCCCCUGGGCAUAAAUCGUCAGCAUUUUUAUGCUGGUAGGUAAAACCUUCAUCUCCAUCAUCAUUGGUUAGGCUC